Oppia nitens is the source of this 607-nucleotide messenger RNA. RefSeq names its product NADH dehydrogenase [ubiquinone] 1 alpha subcomplex subunit 13-like (gene ND-B16.6). The coding region runs from base 110 to 571 and encodes 153 amino acids. The record is from RefSeq and is a predicted model, not a curated record. Lineage: Eukaryota; Metazoa; Arthropoda; Arachnida; Sarcoptiformes; Oppiidae. The transcript has 3 exons.
ACUAAUCGGUCCCUAAGUUUGCAAAAAAAUAAACACAAGAUUUGUGAAAAACAAUGCAUUAAUUUGAGGAUCAAUUGUAGUGAUAUCCGGGUGACCACUGAAGCUAAUCAUGAGUUCCGAUUCGACGGCCAGUUUCAGACAGGAAAUGCCACCGAAAGGUGGAUACGCGGACAUACAGUACGGCCGCGUUUUGCCGCAAAAACUGUUCAAAAACUGGACAUUGAUGACAAUGCAUGUAGUGAUGACAGGAUAUGCAUUGUAUUAUAUGAAUAAAAGGAGGAAAUAUAUGGGAAAACUGAUGAUUGAACGUUUCGAUCACUUCAAUGCCAUCGAACCACUUAUUCAGGCGGAAAGGGAUCGAGCAUAUUUACGUCACUUGAGAUACAAUCGUGAAGUGGAGAGAGAUCUCAUGAAACGGGUUCCCGACUGGAAGGUCGGCACUCUCUGGGGUCGACCUGUCUAUAGUACACUACCUGACGGUGCACUACCCGAUGUGACUCUCAAUGAGUUUUACGCUCACAGACACUCUCAGCAAUGGAGAGAUUAUGUCUUCCCCGAUAAAUGGACAUAAAAUUACAUUUAGUUUAUAUUAUAUAAUAGAUAAUAA